This is a messenger RNA of Labrus bergylta (ballan wrasse), 3177 nucleotides long. RefSeq names its product pleckstrin homology domain-containing family A member 1. Lineage: Eukaryota; Metazoa; Chordata; Actinopteri; Labriformes; Labridae. The record is from RefSeq and is a predicted model, not a curated record.
UUUCUCUAUUUGACCAUGCUCAAGUGGGUGCUCAGCUGUGAAGGGAGGGAGGGAAAAGAGGGGGCUGGCCAGAGGCUUGCCAAAUCGGAUGAGAGAGCAGUUGGGGAGGAGAUCGCACAGUGUGAGGGGAGCGGAAUGCAAGCGAAGGGGAAAAAAAGGAGAAAAAGAGAACGAGCCAGGCUGGGAGGAGGUGGAAGAGAGAGUGACAGUGUGUUACAGGAGGAAAAAGGGACUCUUAAGAGGGAGAGAGAGAGUGGGAAUCCUUCCCAGUCAGAGUUGCCCGGCGCCUUUCUCCAGUCCCGGCCCCAGCAGGCCAGGGAAUGUCCCGGCGGCGAGAUGCCUUACGUGGACCGACAGAACCGCAUCUGUGGCUUCCUGGACAUAGAGGAGAACGAGAGCAGCGGCAAGUUCCUGCGUCGGUACUUCAUACUGGACACACAACAGGGGAGCUUGGUGUGGUUCAUGGACAACCCACAGAAUCUGCCUCAUGGUGCAGACUGUGUCGGCUCGCUAAAGCUCACCUACAUCUCUAAGGUCAGCGACGCCACAAAGCUGAGGCCAAAGGCAGAAUUCUGCUUUGUCAUCAAUGCUGGGAUGAGGAAGUUCUUCCUGCAGGCCAAUGACCAGCAGGACCUCGUGGACUGGGUCGACUCUCUCAAUAAAGCCACCAAGAUCACUGUGCCAAAGUUGUCUGAUGGGCAGCAGAAUGCAGAGAACCUCAAGACGUUGCCGGACGUAGUCGGGCCCAAGAAACAAGUCUCUUACAGGACAGAGAUCAUUGGAGGUGUCCCCAUUGUCACCCAGACACAGCAGGAAGGUGGGGAUGCUGCAGACAGAGCAGAACGUGAGGCCAUGCAUCGUUCUCACAGCCAGCUGCCAUACUUCCUGGGCCGGCCGACUCAGGAGCACAGCGUCAUCAAGUCAGGCUACUGCGUCAAGCAGGGGGCUGUGAUGAGGAACUGGAAACGGCGAUAUUUCCUGCUGGAAGAAAACUCCAUGAGUUACUUCAAGUCAGAUUUGGAGAAAGAGCCUCUAAGAAUGAUCCCACUAAAGGAAGUGCACAAAGUACAGGAGUGCAAACAGAGUGACAUCAUGAUGCGGGAUAACCUGUUCGAGGUCGUCACCACUUCUAGGACGUUUUACAUACAGGCUGACAGCCCAGAGGAGAUGCACAGCUGGAUCAAGGCAGUCUCUGGGGCCAUUGUGGCCCAGAGGGGACCUGGGAGGUCUGCAGCCACAGAACACAACAGCCGUUCCACUUUCUACCGCAGCCCCGCGGGGCCCCCCGUCCCUCGCUCGCCCAUAUCUGCCAUGCCACCAUGCUACCCAGAGUGGGGCGCUGCUGUCACGUGCGGCACACGCCCGCAGCCUGGCGUGGGACAGCGAGCACUUCAUGAGCCUGCUCCCCCGGCCCAGUCACAGCCACAUGCCAGCACGCCUGUCCCUGCAGGAGACACGCCUGGCAAAGUGAGCUGCGAGCCACCUGCCACCACCACCAUCAUCAGUAACUCGGAGGAGUCACCGUGGCGACGGAGGAGCAGCUUUGAGCCCCACAUCCCUGAACCUCCGCUGGACCUGGACGACGCUGACCUGCCAGUGAGCGAGGUCUGAACUGGAUGUUUAGACUUGAUCAUCUGCAUGAUGUUAACUUAAGAGUCCUUCGGUCAAGAGGAAACUGUGCGACCGGUGUGCUUCAAACCAAAGCUGUUGUCAGAUGACUGUGUGCAACACCACAAACUUGUGUUACGCGCCUUCUUCAGCGUGCUGUUGAAACCACCGAUAUGCACUCGUGUGCCAUAGACGACCCGGUCUUCACUCACACCCCUCUGCCUGCUGCCACAUUUACAGUCAUGUAUUUAUUUACUACGAGUUGUCAAACAGACCAAAACAUUGUACUUGACUUGUCCCUGACUAAUGGCGGAGCUUUAUUUUAACCUGCUCAGGCACAAACAAUGUCUUUAACAGUAUUUGUGGGCAGAGGGUGUUUGUGAAUUUACUUUGUGCCAAGAAAAUAAGGGAGCUUCAGAGUAGGAGCUAUUUCCUCAUGACUGAAAAGAGCUUUCAAACUGAGGACUGUAUUUAUAACACCUAUCUAAUCUACUAAUUUACAAUGUGGGAUCCAUUCAUGCACUCUCUAACGUAACCUGUGAUUUGUUGGUCAGUGUUAAGGAUAUGGAUCCAGCUUAGUCUGAGAUCAAAUCCUAACUCUAAUGCAAAUUCUAGUUCUAAAUGUUGAUCCACGAGAGGAUGACCUGAUUAAAUAAUGCAAAACCAAAUGUAUUGCAACCAACAGCUGCAGAUAAACUGAGUUAGUUUUUUUUUUUAUAUAUAUAUAUCAGAGGAUGGUGUUGUCAUUGUUAUUGACCACAUAGAAAAGCAGCUUACAUGUCAAACUAAAGUGUGAUUUUUUUUUUUAAAAAACUGUAAAUCGACAUGUGGUAGUUGGGUCAGAGUAAUGUGCAGAAUUGCGAAAUGAGAACUUUUUUGAAAGUGAUCACAGUACGUGAAUCACUUCACCACCUUAAUCAGGCUCUUUACGAAUUACAUGUCAACAAGAUAACACUACAUGUCCGUAACCAAGCAGAGUUCACUUGUGUAUAUUUUGUGAUUCAUAGUAAUAAUAACUUCAACAACAGGCCUGGGUCAGUCACAGAUGAGCUCAGCAGACUGACAUGAUCUAACUGAACCUGCAGUCUAUUAGUCUAGUGAGGAUUAUUAUACUGUGUAAACACCUUGCAAACCUGUCGGAUCAAGGUUUUAACAAAAAUGAAUUCAAGCUCAGACACUUCUGUAGCGUGUUCUGUAACAUUUCAAUGGUUCCUCGGAUCAUCUUUCUGUUUAGUAGUUGUUCUUUCUCUCCAGCCGCUCUGUGUGUCGUGUGUGUGCAGAAUAGAGCUGAUUUAUUUUUUAUAUGCUUUUAGAUGUUUUUUGAUCAUAUUUCUUGUUCCUGUGUUGCCAACCCAGCAGGAGGCAGCUUCCUUGUGGUUUUAUUUAAAACUGUCUUAACUGCUAAAUAAUACACUCUAAUCUUUUUUUUUUUUGUAAGUGCCUGUUUUAUUUUAGUCCAACAAACUUAACAACAAAGCUAUUUCACCCAUUUUUACUCUGGUGUAAUUGGUUUGAAUCGUCUUUAUUUAUUAUGUGGUUGACUUGAAAGAAUUAAACAAUGAAAAUGUG